Messenger RNA from Daldinia caldariorum, 1550 nucleotides. Its product is annotated as DUF1769-domain-containing protein. Bases 318 to 1439 code for a protein of 373 amino acids. The transcript has 3 exons. The record is from RefSeq and is a predicted model, not a curated record. NCBI's taxonomy places the organism in Eukaryota, Fungi, Ascomycota, Sordariomycetes, Xylariales, Hypoxylaceae.
AUUACCUGUUGCGAUAUCGACGAUGAUCUACUUCUUCUCAGCUCUACUGUUUUAAUUUUAUAAAUUGCCGUUCUUUAGAAAGACUAUAAAGCGAAGCCCCGAAAUUCCUUUAUUACUCAAACCAUCGCUAUCCUUCUCUGAUAACCAGCCUACUGGAUCAUUUAGUUUACUUAUUGGCACGCGAUUGCGGCAAAAAAAAAAAAAGCUCAAUUUUGUUAGCCUUGCUACACCACAGAGCUGAAUAUUAUUAGCCUGUGCUGGCCUCGAGGCUCGAGGCUUAGGGCUUAUGUGAAAUCGAGACAAAAAUAGGCUCCGUCAUGGCUGAGAAAUAUAUCAUUCAAGUAACCGCUGGGUCGGAUUACGACCCGGAUCGGCACGUCGUAGUUCCAGUCAACACGCACGAGCCAGUUAAGAUUAGCAGUGACCUAGUCGACAUUGAUCUCAAUGUUCGCGUGCAAAACUACCGGGGUCUGCCGAGGAAUUCGCCUACCACGUCUCCUUAUUUCUCCCACGAGCCUCACGCUUCCAGCAAUGAUCAGUACAGCAUAGCAAUCCGGUUUUCCCCCAAGAGGCCUUCCAACGACACAUCUAGGUCGUCGUCUCCGUCUGCCGGCGAGGAUGAUUCUGAUGAAGAACCGAUAAACGGCAUAUCGGGGGAAGAUCUCCAGUUCGGCAAUGACUUCGACCAUCCGAUUAGAGACCGCUUACCGCCUGGUUUUAACUACGCGAUGAACAUCGUGAAAUGGUGGAUCGACCCCGGUCUCGAGGGCGACGCGUACGCGGAUCAGCCGUAUCUCUACGGGCCGGCGCUUUCGUCUUUCAACGCUAUCCACAUCGGGCCAGGGGAGUUCGAUCCCGAGAAGGGCGGGCUGUGGGUCGAGGAAGGCGGCGACGAAGACGGCCUAAAAGAGCGAGAAGCCCUCGGGGUUCCGGCGGCGGCGAAGGACCGCAUGAAGUGGGCCCUGAAGCCCGCGAACAAGAGCAGGUGGUUAUUCCGGUACGGCAAGACUUACUGCUUGGACUUUUUCAACCCGUACCUGGAUUUCAGCGAGUUUAACCUGCGAUUACCUGGCUUCACUUUGCCGAUCAUGAAGUAUUGGGACGGCGAACGUUUACGGUCCCAGCCGAAGCGCUCACACACCCUUAGAUACACGCUGCGGAACCGGGCGACGGGCGAGACCUACCUGGUCGUGGUCUUCACGCUCUACCGCAAGGAAGACGUCAACGAGGACGGGUCCCUCAAGCCGGCGGCGCUGGAAGCCACGGAGCUGGAUAAGGAGAUGGUGAAAGAAGCGGGGAAGAUACCUGACAUGGAGACGACAACGACUGAGGAUGUGAAGAAAGACGACGGGUACGAGGAGGCCCGCAAGAAAUUUGAGGGGUUGGAUGUUGGUGGUGAGGAUGGUGGCGCGCGGCAGGGGAAUGAUAGGGUGGAUUAGAUUAGAUGACACUUGACGGUUAGAUGUUAGAUAGAAGGUACAUAUCAAGUCCAACUACCUUAGGUACCUAGAUACUCGAUAUAUAGAAACAGAAAAACUUCAUCGCUCAAA